AUGGACAACCUAACCCCAUCCGACCUCUUCUCGCCCUCCAAGGCGCGUCGCACUGUGCCCACAUUUGAGCGUAACGAUGAGACGCUCAAGGUGCUGCGCGAGCUGUCAAUGGCGAAUGAGAGGGCGGACGAGGAGAGAGCUGUGCUAGAGCGAGUAGAACGGGAAGCAUUAAAGGAGCUGGACGAGAUACAAACGAACGAACAAGACGAGCGCAUACUCUCGCAGCUAAGAGCAAACCUCACACCAGAAGGCGAGCAAGCACUUGAUGCGCUCGCGUCCACCGCUGUGAUCCUCAACACACCGACCGCGAACCCUGAAACUAUUGCACACGCUCUUAUCCAACACACCGUCACCUCACAGACCCUCACCAAUCAGCUCACACAUAUACAAGCACUGCAGGGUUAUGUAGACAAGCAGCACUCCCUCCUCCGCACCCAACUUCAUCAACUCCAAACCGAUCCCGCAUUCACCACCCCCGCGAACCUCCAGCGCCAGACGACCGAACAAACCCGCCAGGUGAAGCACCUCCGUACCAAGAUCCGCGAAUACGAAGACAAGCUCUCGUCCCUUCAAUCCUCGCAAUCGCGAAACAUGACACCGGGUUCGAAUAUCGCAUCUGCAGAGGCGAUAGGCGAUAUGUUGGAGCAGCAAAAGGCUCUGGAUGAGUUGCGAGAGAGGGUAGAGGGGUUGGAGAUGGAAGUAAGCGAAUUUGCGGCAUUGCCUGCGGACAGAGAGGCUGCGAGGAAAGAAGUAGGCAAGCUCGAGGUUAGGCUUGAUGAGGCUCGGAGGAAAAGAGAUGAGUUGUUUGAAGGGUUGGUGCAACAGAAAUAG
Pyrenophora tritici-repentis Pt-1C-BFP is the source of this 831-nucleotide messenger RNA. NCBI's taxonomy places the organism in Eukaryota, Fungi, Ascomycota, Dothideomycetes, Pleosporales, Pleosporaceae. The record is from RefSeq and is a predicted model, not a curated record.